This is a messenger RNA of Vanessa tameamea, 3423 nucleotides long. RefSeq lists its product as uncharacterized. Gene Ontology annotation, molecular function: 1-phosphatidylinositol-3-kinase regulator activity. Lineage: Eukaryota; Metazoa; Arthropoda; Insecta; Lepidoptera; Nymphalidae. Gene Ontology annotation, cellular component: phosphatidylinositol 3-kinase complex. The coding region runs from base 159 to 2201 and encodes 680 amino acids. The record is from RefSeq and is a predicted model, not a curated record. Gene Ontology annotation, biological process: phosphatidylinositol phosphate biosynthetic process; intracellular signal transduction. The transcript is spliced from 6 exons.
AGAGAUAGAGAACGUUAGUCAUUUUUAGAUGUACCUUUAGUGUUGAAUGUUGUAAUAAAAAAAAAAUUAUAGUUUUCUUAAUUUUAUGGAAUUUAUAAGAUUUACGUUCAUUUUAUGUUCUUGACAAACUUUUAUACAAGUUUAGUGAGUUUGAGGAGAUGGAGUCGCCGCCUUCGUUUUCUACUCAUUCCGAGGCGCCUCCGCUGAGUGAAGACAGUGGUCUCCUGAUUACAAGUGGCUCGUUUUCUAGUGAUUCCGCGAGUGGAUGGCAUCAUAUUGCAUCCGAGUUGCAAGAGAGCGAUUUCGAUGAGCGGUCGUUGUCGCUCUGCGAGUCAACGGAGCCUUCGGAACGCAUGUGCGGUGAUUUUUUUAAUACAGUGAAGAAAGGACCAGGGAAAGUCAUCGUCACUGCCAUCGAACCUCCACCUGAAUUUCAGGAUAAUCCAGAUACAAGUAUAGAUUGUGUACCCGCAUUUGUGGGCUCACCAAUUAAAUGUUUGGCUGUGUGCGUGCCUCCAUCUGUUGUUUUUACCAAUAAUAUUAAUAAAUCAAAAUCAUCGAGCUUAGAAGUUGCAAUGACCACUAGCCACGUUUCGCCGCUGUAUCCGAGGAAAUUAAAACCAGAGUCGCUUUACGAACGCAGGCAAUGUCUCAAUCACCGAUUCGCGAGUCCGAGACUUUUACAUCUCAGUCCCUGUCGAAUCAAUAGACCUUCUUCUAGGAAUUCUCUCUCCUCACGCCUUUCCAGUAGUCAUAAUUCUCUCGUAACCCAGUUUCAAGCGGACGAUUCCAGCUUCAUUACGCAGGCUAUAUCGCACGACACGCUGUCUGCAAAAACUUCCGACAUCACAGACAUGUACAAUGUCCCUUUCGACAGUGAUAUCUAUGCGGUUCCCAUUGAUAUGGUUCGGCCUAGUCACAGUAAUGUAAGAGGCAAGGGGAAAAAGCCGCAGAGGAAUAAUAGGAGGCGUGGGAAGAGCAGUUCUCAGAGCACUAGUUUCAAUAGCGUCGUGCCCGACAGAGGCUACAAGUCUAAGGAAACGAGGCAUAGAGAUACCAAAACUAAAAGGCAUAGCUUGCCGAGUUCUUCUUGCAAGAAAAACGUCACCGACUCGGAUACCGACUCACUCCACUUGACUUUACGUGAGAUGAGGAAGUAUCUUCAUACCUUGUACUCAAGUUCCAGCGAUUCCGAAUGCCGAAACACAAUUAAUAAGAAAAGCAACACAAUAAUAACGAACGUUGGCAUUCAUAUGCGACACGGCAAUAAAGAUACUGGCACCGCCGUAUUCCUCAAAGAGAGUAACGACGUGUCUAGAACGGGGGAAACGAACAACAAUCAUAAGAAAGCGAACAAAAAUACAUUGAGUAUGAAUUCCAAGAAUAAGAAGCAUAAAGAAAAUAUUCCAAAGGAUUGUAGUAUUAUAGAGGAGAAUAAAGAUAAGGGGAAAAAGGGGAAUCAGGGUUCGAAAGUGAAGAUGUCUCCGGUUCGGAUGCUAUCUAUGAAUUUGAAGCAAAGUUUCUGCAAUCUAUUUCGGUGGCGGAAGUCGAGUGACAGUGAUAGUGUGGAGAGAAUCGGAAGGGAAUCUCCCCCGGCGGCUGUUCGUAGAGCCCUUCCGCCGCUGCCGCAGUCUCCGCACCCAUCGAACUCCCGUCGCUCAGCCAACGAAGAGGACACUAUUAUGGACUUUGCAACUUCGAUCCAGAGAGUUAAGGAUUAUGGAUGGUACUGGGGACCGAUUUCGGUAGAAGCUGCGGAAAAGAUACUCUCCAACGAGCCUGAUGGGUCUUUCAUAGUUCGGGACAGCAGUGACGACCACUACAUCUUCACACUCACCUUUAAACUGAACGGCCUGAGGCACGUCAGGAUAGAACACGACCAGGGUAACUUCUGCUUCGGGGGCUGUACGAUGUUUAAAGCGCAGACGAUUGUGGAAUUCAUCGAGAACGCUGUUGAGACGUCGCGCAGUGGCCGCUAUUUGUUCUUCCUGAACCUGCGCCCAGUGCUUGGACCCGUCAGAGUCCAGCUGCUGUACCCAGUAUCUCGAUUUAAGCGCGUGCAGAGCUUACAGCAUAUGUGCAGGUUUGUUAUUCUAAAGUACGUGCGGCGUGAUCUGAUUAGCAGCCUGCCGCUCCCCAGACGUCUCUUAGAUUACCUGAGCGCCACCCACUACUACUCGGAGCUUCUAGCUGAGAUUUAAGUAAAACCUUGACCGGUGACCCGUAUGUAAAUUAAAGGAGCCUUUGUCAUAGGCAUUUCAAAGUGGGGAUCACAGGUGGGUCCGACUCACCCCUAAAUUCGCUCAUUUAAAACAAGAUAUAUCUAUUAUAAAGUACAUAUUACUUGUGCAUUGUCAGCGCAAGGAUAUUUAUCUUGACCUUUCAAAAUACUUACAAUAAAACAAUUUUGUAUAAUCUGUUUAAAUCAUCCUGCGCAAAUUGGGUUUUGAGGUCAAUCGAACUCAUCGAACUAUGAUUAUGUUUGGUCGAGCGACUGAUCAAAAUCUGUCCCCGCUCCUAGCAACUCUAUCAAAUGCUAUGUCCAUGGUCUUCGUUGUAGAUCUGCAUUCACGAUACGUCCAAUAUAUAUUCUCUAUCGACGGCUUAUGUCCGGUUCCUACAUUAAUCAGCGAAUAAUUUUUGCCUAUAAUUGCUUAUAAUUUAUAUUAUUUGUCAUCAUUAAAUCAGCAUGGAACACUACGUUCUGUGGUUGGCGGUAUUCGGUUGGUAUUAAUUUAUAUUAAUAUAGGAACUGGCCUUUAUUACGAUAUUUUAUUUAAGUUGUAUAUUACUGAGUGGUAUAAGAUAGUGACCUCAAUAUAAUGUUAAAAUUAUUUAAUUAAUUACAAACAGGCGGAAUACCAUACUGGUGGUUUUUUUUUAAAGGCGUUUUUUAUAUAUUAUCCCCCAGUUUAUUAAUAUGAAUGUGCUUAGGAGAAAUAUCAAAAAUGGCUAAUAAAUGGUAACAGACUAUAUAGUAAUAUUACUAGUAGAAUGAUGUGUUUAUGUGGAUGUUGCGUAUUCCGUCUGUACCUACAUAGUCUACCUUCUUUUGUUUUCUUACAUUACAACCAGGCUGUGGAACUAAGCAGUAUUAUAUUGUAAUCAAAUCGAACUAUCUUGAUACUUGCAAUAUUAUUUCAUUGAAUUAUGUAGGCCUAAUUUAAAAUGAUUGAUAUUAAUAAAUACGUUUAAUAGUGUUUUCAAGUAGAUUAAAAUAAUUUAUCUGACAAAAUAUCGGUCGUUUAGAUUGGGCCUUAAUUAUUCUUUUUUUUAAUGUAAUUGUAUUAUAUUUAUAGUUAGUAACUGUUUACGAUACAAAGACGUAUGAUAUUUUUAAUAGAAACACAUAUUUUCGUAAUGAUAGUUAAUUAAUAUAAGAAUCAUUAGGAAUGUUUGCUUGAAUAAUAUUAUUUCUAAAUA